Calliphora vicina (urban bluebottle blowfly) is the source of this 2329-nucleotide messenger RNA. RefSeq names its product ankyrin repeat-containing protein kinase A. Bases 151 to 2274 code for a protein of 707 amino acids. NCBI's taxonomy places the organism in Eukaryota, Metazoa, Arthropoda, Insecta, Diptera, Calliphoridae. The transcript is spliced from 3 exons. The record is from RefSeq and is a predicted model, not a curated record.
AAUAAUUAUUGAACUUUGUGGAAAAAAAAUCCCAAACAAGAAAAUAAGAAAGGAAAAAUAGUUUGUUAAAAAUUCUCCAUGAUUGUGUGUGUGUGUGUGAGUGUGUUUAAGUGCUAAAAAGAGAAGAAAGAAAAACUCAAAAUUUUAAACAUGUCGGCAGCCGGCAUUAAAGUAGCAACAACAACAACCCCAAAUACACACACGGUGGCUGCUGCCGACGAAUGUGAUGUGAGAAUUAAAACAACAACGAACAGUGAAGCCGACUGUGCGCUUUAUUCAAAAAUCGGGGCAGAAAAUUCUUCAUUUUCUACUUUGAAUUCAUUGAAAGAACAACUAACAUCAUCUUGCUCAGCAAAUGAGUUGCAACAAAAUAAAGUUCCUUUAGAAAAUUCUCAACUAAAUAAUCGACAGCUGCGCGAAAAUGAAGCGGAAGAAAAUUCAGCAGCACCCAACAGGGACUUGAGUAGUGAAUUUCCCAACAAUCAUCUCCAGCAGGGCGAUUUGGACAACACCUCAGCGACACAACUAAGUCCCGGUUUAAGUUUGCUGCAACAAACUGCAGCGGCAUCAUCACCGCCACCACACAGCUAUAGGCAUUCAAGAGCCUAUCGUCAUUUCAAAAAUCCUCCCCAGCCUCACAUGUGUAUACGUACAACGACAGAAGCUGGCGAGGAAUUAUUUAUUAAUGUUCUAAGUUGGACACGUAUUGUGAUACCUCAGGAACCAAGUGAUCCAAUACCGCUAUAUGGUGGUAUGAGGGUUCCUCCGGGUAGUCCUCGCAGCCCUCCCAUAGUUUUUGCUGUUAUGGCAAAUCCUGAAGUAUUAAAAGAUUCUGGUCGCCAUAGUAAAGAUCCAGAAGAGCGUCGUGCAAUGGUUGAAUUAAUGUGUGAUUUUGUUGAAGCCAUGAAUCCUGGUGUUAAACUCGUACGUAACGCGGUUAUUUUAAAAGAUCGUGACAUAUCGGGCGAGUUAAAAGAUGUCUGGAAUGCUGUACAAGCUCAAAGAGAUCGAGAACGUGAAGAGCAAAUGCUACUGCAACGCCAACAGCAUCAGCAACAUUUCCAUAAUUUAACAAAUGCUUCAACAAAUGGAAGUCUAAAUGCAAAUACUUCUCUAAGUACCGCCAAUAAUUCAGCUAAUGCAACAGCAACUUCCCAGCAAAUGUUUCCCAAAUCUGUGCACAGUGGUGCUGCAGGUGAAGCCAUGUUAAUGGCAGUAGAUGGAGGAACACCGCCUAGAAGUAGAAAAAUUAUACACGAAGUACAAAAUGAUAACAAUGCAAGCAAUACAGAUAUAGAAAUGGACAUAGACAUGCAAAAAGCAAACAAUAGCCAACUAUCGUUGGCCUUGUUGGCCGAGCAUUUGGACAAUAAAAUGUCACUAGUGGUGGAUGAAGAGCAGGGAGAGGAGAACCAGCAGACGCAACAACAGAACAACCAAAAUACAUUAACAAAUGAUGCCUUAAGUAAUGGAAACAAUAGCAAAGAUUCCUUAGUACAGGAGAGGGGAAAUAAAAUGGACAUAAAUAAUCAAUUGAAUGCCAUCAACUGCAAUAAAGACUCUAAGCAACAACAACAGCCAGCAUUAACUAAUGGAACUGUCGCAAAUUGUAAUGAUAUGGAAGUAACGAAUGUAACAAAAACUAUUAUUGCUACAAGUACCCCCCCAAAUGCCACCAUUUCAGCCAUUCCCGCCCAAAAUCCAUCAACAACAACAACAAAUACUGCAGCUCCUACUCCUAUUCCAGCGCCCACACCACAAGCUCCCACUAAAAAAGAAAAAUUGGGAGGUUUCUUGCCAAACGGUUGUAUCUUUCCACGUUUCACUAAAAACAACAAACACAAAGAUAAGGACAAGGACAAAGAAAAGGAAACAAAAACAAAGGACAAAGAGAAAAAUGUUUUAUUGAGUGCUUUAAAAAAAUCCAAGGAUAAAAAAACAAAUUCAACAACUGCGGCAGCAGCCGCCGCCGCUGCAGCAGCACUAGCCGCAAAUCAGGAUGAAAAAAUUACCUCUUCAAAUAGUAACACUACUGCCGCCACCACCCCCAAUUGUACCCAAACAAAUAAUAAACAACAAAAACAAAACUGCCUCCAACAAUUGGAAUGUGGAGUACAAAAAUUGGACUUAAAUAAUCAUCAUCAUCAUAAUCAAGCUCAUACUAAUGAUAACAACAUCAAUAAUACAGCAAAUACUACCACCACAAAUAACACAAGUGCCACCAACAAAAGCAACAGUACAACUAGUAGCACUAGUGGUGUUGGUGUCCAUUAGUUUAUAAAUUUAAUGGACAACUGCAGCAGUACAGCAGCAGCAGCAGGCCAGCCGA